Microplitis mediator is the source of this 2203-nucleotide messenger RNA. RefSeq names its product signal transducing adapter molecule 2 (gene Stam). Gene Ontology annotation, cellular component: ESCRT-0 complex. Gene Ontology annotation, biological process: protein transport to vacuole involved in ubiquitin-dependent protein catabolic process via the multivesicular body sorting pathway. Bases 231 to 2036 code for a protein of 601 amino acids. Gene Ontology annotation, molecular function: ubiquitin binding; phosphatidylinositol binding. Lineage: Eukaryota; Metazoa; Arthropoda; Insecta; Hymenoptera; Braconidae. The record is from RefSeq and is a predicted model, not a curated record. The transcript has 10 exons.
UCGAUUCAGAAAUUUUUGGCAGCUCGAAAGUUAAAAUGGCGGACUUACUAUAGAUAAGAAUGUUAUUAGUCAUUCAUUUAUGUACGUCUUCGGGGCUAAAUGUCAGGUGAUUUCGUGACAAAAUCGUUUUAAAAUAUUCCGUAAUAAUAAUAAUUAAUAAUUAUAAACAUCACAUACUUUUAAAUUUUAAUAAAACUGAUAAAAUAUAAAAUUAAAAUUAAACUGACACAAUGGGAUUAUUCUCAAAUACUUCGCCUUUUGACGUUGAAGUCGAAAAAGCAACAAAUGAAAAUAAUACGACAGAAGACUGGGGUCAAAUAAUGGAAAUAUGUGAUGCUGUAGGAAAUUCUCCGCAGAAAGCUAAAGAAUGUUUGAAAGCUAUUGUUAAAAGACUAAAUGCUCAAGAUCCUCAUAUUGUAAUACAAGCUAUUACUCUUUUAGAUGCAUGUUCAAGUAAUUGUGGUAAAACUUUUCAUUUAGAAAUAGCAUCACGCGAUUUCGAAAGUGAAAUUAAAAAAAUAUUGUUACGUUCACAGCCAAAGAUUGUUGAAAAAAUGAAAAUUUUAUUAAAAAAGUGGGCAGAAGGUGAUUUUAAAAACGAUCCACAGCUUAAUCUCAUUCCGACUUUAUACAAUAAAUUAAAAACUGAAGGUCAUGAUUUUUCUUUAAUGUCUGAAAUGCCAAAACAUUCAAGUGGAACAGCAUCAUCUGCUGCUUCUAAGGAAGAUCAAGAUCUUGCUAAAGCUAUUGAACUGUCUUUGAAAGAAAAUAAACAGCAUUCAACUAGUUCUCAUGGUUCACCAGCGUCUAGCAAAAUAACAAGUCUUUAUCCAAGCGUUAAUUUAUCAUUGUCAAAUUCAAGCCCUCCUGAGCGUCGAAAAGUACGCGCUUUAUAUGACUUUGAAGCUGCUGAAGACAAUGAACUUAGUUUCAUUGCUGGAGAUAUUAUCCACAUACUUGAUGAUUCGGAUGCCAAUUGGUGGAAAGGUGCAAAAGGUAAAAUGGAAGGCCUUUUUCCAUCUAAUUUCGUUACCGCUGAUUUGUCAGUCGAGCCUGAUCACAUUACAAAAUUAGAUCAAGGAACAAAGAAAGCUGUGCAAUUCGCCGAAGAAGUUGAAGUUAAAAUGUUGAAACGCGAGCCUGAGAUUAUUGAAGUCGAUAUUGAUGAAACUAAAAUUGAUAGGCUUUUACAUCUUUUGCAUGAAGCUGACCCCCAAAGUGAUACGACUGAUCCACCAGAGAUGUUAGAUCUUGAAGAACAAGUAACCGCCAUGGGUCCACUGAUAGAUACGGCUUUGGAAAAAGUAGACAGACAACAUGCACAAUUGACACAAUUAAGUUCUGAUUUAGUAGAUGCUCUUAAUCUUUAUCAUACAUUAAUGAGAGAGCCGACUAUCACAACUCCGUACAGUACUCUGCCAAAAAUGCCGCCUCAUAUGAAUGUCUAUCCUUAUCCAAACCAACCCCCUCAAAUGUAUAAUGGAAUGAUGCAACAGCCUCGAACAAGUUACAAUCCUGUUGCCGGACUGCCUCCAGGAACUUAUCAUCAAAAUAUGCCCGGCAUGCCCACUGAGUACAUGAAUCACAGUAUGGCUGGAAUGUCGUUACCACAGCAAUAUCAUAUGUCACCAGCUUCACACCAGCACCCACCAUCGUCAGCUGGACAUCAUCCUCCUGGUCCUCCUGGUCCAUCGGUUGGUGUUCCUUCACAUUCAGUAGUAACUCAGAACCAUCCUCCGGGACAUCAACCAGCUGGUGGACGUCCUCUGCAGUCUCAAGCUCCACAGUUAGUUCAUCAACAAGCACCACCGGCUCAAACGCUUCCUGCUGGUCAUCAAGGCCAUCCACAAACUCAUACUCAAGGACCAACUUCGGCACAGGCUCCAGAACGAACAAGUCUGCCGUAUCAAUCUCAGGGAUAUGUACCACAAAUUACGCAAAUACCGGUACAAUAUAUUCCGCCAGAGUUACAAGGAGGUCAUCCGCCGAAUCAACAGCCACAAUAUGCUCCACCAAGUGGACAACGCAUGAUGUAAAUUAUUUAAUACUACAUCUGAUUUAUAUAAUUAUAAAUAAAAUAUUUAUAAUUAUUGACAACUCACAUUUAUAUAUAUAUAAAUAAAUUUAUAUAUAAACAUAUUAAAAAAAAUUUAUGACAUUUAAUUUUGAAAGGAAAAAAUAUAUAUAUUAAUUUUUUUCAGCA